CAACUCAGCUGCCAGCAAAAGCAGGUGCUCUCCCCCUGCCAGUGCUCCAGAGGAAUAUUUAGGAAUGGAAAACCUGAUGUUUGUCUACUGGUCCUGUAAAGUUAUCUGGAUAGUUCUUGUAACAAUCCUGGGUUAUGCCAGCAGCCUGCCUGUGGGGGAGGAUGCUCUUUGCACAGCAGAGGAACUUGCUAAGUACAGGAUAAUCUUCACAGGGAAAUGGAGUCAAACUGCUUUCCCUAAGCAGUACCCACUCUACAGGCCCCCAGCACAGUGGUCAUCCUUGCUAGGUGUUACUCAUAGUUCUGACUACAGCAUGUGGAAAAAAAAUGAAUAUGCCAGCAAUGGUGUACGUGAUUUUGCUGAAAAGGGUGAAGCAUGGGCAUUAAUGAAAGAAAUAGAAGAAGCUGGAGAAAAAAUUCAGAGUGUACAUGGAAUCUUCUCUGCUCCUGCAAUUUCCAGUGGUACAGGACAAACCUCAACUGAAUUAGAAGUGCAUCCAAGACAUCCCUUAGUUUCAUUUGUUGUACGAAUUGUUCCAAGCCCUGACUGGUUUGUGGGUAUUGACAGCCUAAAUCUUUGUGAAGGAGACCACUGGAUGGAUGAAGUAUCAGUAGAUCUAUUUCCAUAUGAUGCUGGAACUGACAGUGGAUUCACAUUUUCCUCCCCAAACUUUGCCACUAUUCCACAGGACACAGUUACAGAGAUCACUUGUUCCUCUCCAAGUCACCCAGCAAACUCAUUUUAUUAUCCCAAACUCAAAAUUUUGCCACCAAUUGCUCAAGUAACAUUGGUGAAAUUAAAGAAAAGCCAGCUAGGUCUUUCUGCACCUUUUAUUAAUCUUCCAGCUAAAAGCAAUGAAAUAAUAGACACUGGCUCAGAAACACCCCUGGACUGUGAGGUUUCCCAAUGGUCUUCCUGGGGGCUCUGCAGAGGGGUUUGCAGAGAAACAGGGACCAAGAUCAGAACUCGUUUUGUACUUCUUCAGCCGGCCAAUAAUGGAAUGCCUUGUCCAAACCUGGAUGAAGAAACAGGAUGUGAACCAGAAAAUUGUAUCUGAAAUAAAGGAAAGAUAAUGAUUAAGAUAAUUUAAAAGUAGGAUAAGUUUAAAUCUAAACUACACAUCAAGCAAUGUUCUUUAUAAUUUGGAUAUGCUGCAUGCUUUUGCUGAAAAGCUGCAUUAGAGUGGUUUGGAAAGUUUUAUUUAAUAUCAAGAUUUUGGGGGGUUAAAUUUCUGAGAUUUAGUAGGACAACAGUACUGGAUAAUUUACAGACCAAAACCCCCCAAAUAAAUCUUCCUCCAAAUACACUAUAAGUUCUUGGAGUACCCUCUAGUGGCAGAAAAGAAGACAUUUGGAAAGAUUGUACUUCACAUUUUUACUUCACAGUAAAAAUCUUUCAAUCACAAAAUCUAAACUAAUAACCUACU
This is a messenger RNA of Lonchura striata (white-rumped munia), 1426 nucleotides long. It is a transcript of the gene SPON2, whose product is annotated as spondin 2. Gene Ontology annotation, cellular component: extracellular matrix. The record is from RefSeq and is a predicted model, not a curated record. Gene Ontology annotation, biological process: cell adhesion. NCBI's taxonomy places the organism in Eukaryota, Metazoa, Chordata, Aves, Passeriformes, Estrildidae.